GUUUCUUCAAAAAGUUUUCGAUCGCCCGGGUUUACUGACAAUCCGGCUCAACACCACUCUCGAAGUGAAGUUGAUCAUGAUUUAACAAACAAACCAAAUUACGUGUUGGAAGUUCGAAUCAAAGGAAAGGUUGCAUUUGGAACUCAGUCAAUCAAUCAAUCCGCUUCAGGUACGAUCGUAGCACGAUGGACGGCAGUCAUAGGAUCCGACUUUCACAGAUUAACCAAAUUAAAUUUACAUCGAAGAAGCAUGUAUUCUAAACGACUUCGAAAUGAAGAAACAUCAAUUCCAUCGCCAUUUAUUCAAAAUCGUCAUGAAAAAGAUUCAAGACAAGAUAGUUUAGUGGUAGGUAGUAGAAAACAUACUGCGUCUGAAUUAGCAGGAGUUUUAUCGAAAUUUUCAGAUUUUCAAUUUCGACUUUCUUCAUCAAAUAAUCAAAAUGAAGAUGAACUCUCUAUCACACCUUCUAUAGAAACUGAUGGAUAUUCAAAUUAUAAUAAACAGAGUAAUCAAAAACUUGGCGUUAAUCAACAUCUUGGUGGUAAUAGUAGUAAUAGUGGUAGUAGAUCAUCAUCUGCCUCGCCACUUCCAUCACCUUCAAUUACGUCCUUUAGUCAACGUUUGAUUCGCUCUAUUUCUUCUACUUCAAAUACUCCUACAGAAACUAUCAAUGAUCAUAAUUCUAAGUUACAAAUCUCACCAGAUAAUUUAAAACGAAAAGAUAAAUUAUCACCUGGUCUUCAAUUAAAUACUAAUCGAUUUUUAAACCAUCAUAAUUAUAAAAGAUUAGAUGCAAAUAAAAAUCAAGAAGACAGAUUGAUGGUUAGUACGAGUUUGGUGCUAAGAAAUCCAGAAGAAAGGAUCAAGGUAGGUGAAAUCUUUUGGAUUGAAGUCGUUUUGGUCAACUCAUUUGAAAGAUUAAGAAAAACUGGCGCCUUUGAAGUCGGAGUGAUUGGAAAUGAAAUUAUCGGAUUAGAUGAUAUGAUGUUGAUAGGACCAUUAGAAGAAGGUGAAUCUGGUUCAGUAAGAAUUAGAUGUGUAGCUAUGAAAUCAGGAAUUUGGUCUGUUUCUGUGAUCAUGAGAAAAAGAAAUUUUAGAAAACAACAAAUUAGAUUGAUGGACGCUGUUUUGGUUGGAGUUGUAGCGUGAGAGUCAUACAAAGAGAUUUGCCUCUUGAAUGUUGUAUUCAUCAUCAUUGUUUUUAUUUAGAUGUUUAUUCCUCUGAAGGUAAUAAUUCCAAAGCAAAGGGUAUUUUAA
Molecule: messenger RNA, 1257 nt
Organism: Melampsora larici-populina 98AG31
Lineage: Eukaryota; Fungi; Basidiomycota; Pucciniomycetes; Pucciniales; Melampsoraceae
Exons: 2
Coding region: 250-1149 (299 amino acids)
Source: RefSeq, a predicted model, not a curated record